Molecule: messenger RNA, 1658 nt
Organism: Ruditapes philippinarum (Manila clam)
Lineage: Eukaryota; Metazoa; Mollusca; Bivalvia; Venerida; Veneridae
Exons: 3
Coding region: 35-1555 (506 amino acids)
Source: RefSeq, a predicted model, not a curated record
AUUUAAAGUUAAUAAGAGACCAAAUACCUACAAAAUGGAAGAAAUCUCGGCAUAUGACAACCGACCUGUAGCGAUUAGCACAUUUAAAGAUAUCCUCAUUAGUCCAAACAAUGAUGACGUCAUCAUUCCAAUCAGUACGACGUUCGACAAAGCCGUAUUACACAUUGGUAUAGGAAACGGAUGUGGAAUAUUUAUAGAGAAGUUUGGUGUGAAGGAUGGUAAGGAGUUGAAAACUUCAGUGAAAUAUGCCACCAGAAAGUUCACAGACGCUCGUCAGCAGAGGAAAAACAAAGGUAAAGACCUAAAAGCAAGUGAAAGUGAAGAUAUUGAGAAGAUUGUAGAUGAAAGUGGGGAAAAGUUUAUGAGAGACAUUCCAAGUAUGAAAGAGAUUAGUAGACUGAUGGCUAAGCUAUUCAACCAUCUUUUGGUUCAGGCACCAACGGAAAACAAAAGUGGUAUUGAUACAAUACCAGACACUAAACCUCUGAAAGAAAGCAAAUCUGUAGAUAUCGAAAGAGACAUUGGAGCCGCUGAUGAAAGUAUUCAAUCAAUAACUGGGACAGUUUUAUCAUCUGACAUUAAGAGAGACGUACAGGGAAAACCAAGACAUGAAAAAGAAAUUGCCGAAAAUACGACAUCAGGUUUUGAUUAUCAAACCUUGGUUGAGCCAAAUAUGAACAUCCAUUUGUACAAGCCUAAUGAAACACGUUUUGAAGCAGAGAGGACAACUUCAUUUGAAGCCAUUGAUAGAGCGUAUCAAGAGGAAAUGUUACAAAUUGCAAUUGAUAAAGAGGCAGGUGUCUAUACACCAAAUUUCAUUUGGCCAUCGACAGAAAAUGGAUCAGGAUUUCCACUUGCAGAUGAUAUGCAUGUAUAUCUGGAUGAAAUAUUUGUAAUCUCAAAACGAGUCUGUCAAAUGUUUGAUGAACAUGUGUCAGCAACUACAGAGAAGAACAGAAAAGACAAACAACAAGAGGAUGUAUCCGAAAGCGGUCCGACGAGUGCAGUUGUAUAUAUAAAUAAAGAUUACACAGUAGCAGAGAGAAAUUUGAUUGGAGACGUUCUAUACAAAGACAAAAGUGAUCCAAUUUCAUCUCAUACAAUUGCAGCCGAUAAGGACAGUGAUACUGUCGACCCGGAUACGUUUGAUGACAUUCUAAAUAUAGAGUCAGAUGGUUCAAAGAGUAUUGAUGUAGAUGCAGUUGACGAUAUGUCAGACAGUGACACACUAGAUGGUAUCACAGAUAUAGAAUCAGAUGAUGAAGUCGUAGAAAUUAUAGAAUCAGAUGACGAUAUUGUAGACAUCGAAGAAAUAUCCCUCCAAGAAGUUCACGAUGAAGUCGACUUAACAGCAGCUAGGGAUGACAUUGAUGAUACAUAUAUUACAAACAACGAUGUGAUUGACGAUGAUGACGACCUGUUUGGUAUCAUGGGCAUCUUCAGAAAGAGUGAUCUACACUUCGACUUACACAACAUGCCAGAAUCAGCCGAGCACUGUGACCAGAAGAAAGACUUUGGAUAUAAAUUCUUUUCAUUUUCGACAUUCUUCAAAUAAUACAAAAAAGACUGGAAAUUUGAUUUCAACUUUGUUAUUUUUAUUAAGCCAUAGAUUGUAUCUAAAUCAGUCACACUCUUACCUAAAUAACUAAAUAACCUAU